Molecule: messenger RNA, 5249 nt
Organism: Daphnia carinata
Lineage: Eukaryota; Metazoa; Arthropoda; Branchiopoda; Diplostraca; Daphniidae
Exons: 1
Coding region: 380-5191 (1603 amino acids)
Source: RefSeq, a predicted model, not a curated record
AGGCUUGAUGUUGCGCGUUCACAGUGUAGUCGUGGCGAACGGAGGUUGUCUCGUUCCAAUUUUUCUACCUUUCCCAUUUAGCUCUGCAAUUUUUUCAAAGUGCAAAUUUCAUUGUUAGUGAGUGAGUAAAAAACAAAAACAAAAAACAUAACUUCAACUACACAAACGCUUGCAAAGCCAGUAGGCAGUUCAGUGGGCUUGUUUCGGGACAAGCUAACGCCGGCUUAUCGCCAGUGAUGUUAUCUAAGGCCAUCUUUGCACACCAUUUUGACCAACUUGACUCUGAUUCCUUCUUCGAUUCCACCAGUUUCACGUAGUGCGAUAAACAUCCCCCUAUCCCACCGAAAAAAUCGUUGCGGGACAGAAGAAAGCGCUUGAAAUGGAGACGGGUGACGUGCCAACGGCCAGUAAUUUAACACCAAGGGGGACAUCAGCCUCGGCGGAUAAAGCGGGAAAGAAAACCAAAAAGUUACCUGAUGCAACUCACGGUUUGAAAUUUGAAUCCAAGUUGGUGGCGUUGUUUUGCAUCCGAGCACUUGGGGCCGGUUACAAGUUUGAAGUGACCAAAGAAAGGGAAGAUCUGGGCGGUAAAUUUGACGACUUGAUUUUCCGAUAUCAAGUCUCAGAUGGAACGCCUGAGGGUAAACGUUGGCGCUAUCGCUACCUGCAAGCCAAACACAAGCAAAACGAGACUGAUAAGAUCAAUGCAACUCAUCUACUCGGAGACAAUGACAGGGGCGAUUUCAGCUUACCAAAAUAUUUCCGUUCCUUCUGCAUGAUGAGAAGAAGAGGCGAUGACAUUCACGACUGCAUCAUUUGCACCAACAUCGGUUUUCAUUUGGAUGUCGAAAAGAAUGGGAUCAAAUUAGUGUCGAUUAACGACCAAUGGGAAGGCAUUCUAGAAUUCGAAAGAAAAGAUGGGGAGAAUCCGAAAGAGAAGACAGCCCGUUAUAAAUUGGAGUUCACAGAAGAGUUGAGAAGAAAAGCGUUAAACGAAUGGCCAGACAUUCAACGUCUCGCCGAACAGUUGCAAGAAUGCGCUCAAGGCAACAAAACAACUGAUAUAAGAAGCGGAAUCUUUAGCAGCUAUCACGUUGCUUUAAUCAAGGAAAGCGUCAUUGAUUUGAAAACGAAAAAAUUCCAUCACGACUUUGUAAAUGGAGUCGAAAGUUUGUCCGUCGGGGCAGCGCAAUUACGUCAAAUCCUCAGCGAACGGCCGGGAUAUGUCGACUGGAAAUUCCAACUGAACAACAAUUUUGGAAAGAGCCAAACGAACGGUGAAACAGAAAAUGGCCUCCCGUUAAAAAUCGAAGACGCAGACCUUGAUGCAUUCCUUGCCACAUUCGUGCUAGUGGUAAAUAUGCCAAACGAAAAACAAUUUGAAGACAUUUUACAAAGCAAAGACAUCAGCAAGUACUACAUUGAGAAAGAAUGCAAACAGCAAACAAUCUGUUUGAUGCACGAUAUAGAUCAGAAAUUCAGCGACAAGGAUGUGAACGAUUGGCUAACAUCAGAAGAAGCCAAGGAGAUCUUAUUAGAUGGUGUUACAGAAGCGUCACAACACUAUCAGGAAGAACUGAAAGAGGAUGUGGGGUUCGACGAAAUUCCCAGUGAUAAAAUGAUCGAUAAACUAAAAAAAUUGCCGGCCAAUGGCAACAGGAUUGAACGAAUUAUUACCCCAUCCCCGAAGCAUACGGCCGUUGAAUUCCUUUCGGCCAUUAAGAAGGUAGAGGAGUACACCAGGGACGAAAGCUUUUUAGUGGUGCCGUUGAGUAGUUUAAAGGACAAGAAACGUUGGACAAACAUUCUUAAAUUGAAAAAAAAUUCUCACCAUCUUCUCGUCGUCGUUUGCGAUAGAGAAACACCUGAUCCAUGUGGUUAUGAAGAUCUUGUUCCGGUCGAUCAAACAGUCAACAAAAUAGUGUUCAUCUGUCGUGGCGACAUCACGUACGCAGAGUUGAGCGAGAAAUUCCAAAAGGAUAUCCUGGAAAAAACAAUUUCGUUCCAAGGAACAAAGUUAACCGUCGACGAGCUGGUUGGAAACGAACCGGACAAAGUUAUUGAUCACCUGUCUAUAGAAGAGUUGCUGUUCCAGGAGGAAAAAGAAGUCAACAUUCCCCAAUCAGACACAUCGGCAUACGAAGAAUAUUUGUACAUCGAAAGGCGGUUGAUGACUGCGUUUAACGAAUCUUUCGAAACCAAAUUAACAAACCGCUUAAAUUGUACAUUAGAUGAGCUCCACCAGAAAUGCAAAUUCACUGCGCAAGGUGAAAUAAAAUGGUUUGUCAAGGAAGCCGAUCGUCAAUCCAUAUGGUUAGAAAUUAAACGCCUCACAGAUGAAGAAGUGUCCUCACACGCCAUCGACGAGAGCCAACUCGUUCGUCUGGAUGAGGGAAGUGAACGAUCUCCGGUUGUUAUCAUAUCCGAUGGAGCUGGAACAGGCAAAUCAACUCUCCUCUUCCAUUACUACAUGGAAAAGAAACGAGCAAAACCAGAUCACUGGAUCAUUAGAACCAAUCUAGCAGAGCACCAAACAGCUCUCGCACAAUUAGCAACAACUGCUGAAGACGAUGCCGUUGAUUUCCUCGUCAACAAGCUGCACAUCGUUGCAAAUGACAGCCCGUUUUCACGUUCGCUGUUGAGGCACCGAAUCAAAACGGGAAAGAGAAUUGCUUUCAUGUUUGAUGGUUUCGACGAAAUCAGCCACGUUUGCCAACAGAAAUUGAUUCAUUUGAUGAAAAUACUUGCCGAGAAGGAAACGAUUGGACUCUACGUAACGACAAGGCCCCACAUGGUAGACGAAUUACAAUCUGGAUUGUUUCAAUUGGCCCACCACCUGCAAAUCUUGUCUGAAGAAGAUCAAAUUAAUUACUUGAUCAACUACUGGCAAGAAAAUUUACAUGAAAUUGAACAGGAAAACAAGUCAAUUAUUAUACGGAAGUUUGCCGAAGCAUUAGCUCAACGAAUAUCCGAGACUCUAAAACAUGAAGAGAUGUGCUUCAUUGGAGUUCCGUUGCAAUGUCGAAUUCUAGCCGAGUACUAUCUACCUGAAGUUGGAAAACGCAUAGAAGACGACAAAGUAGGAGAAUGCGUAACACUAGAGGACCAAGAUUUCGAUUUAAAGGGCCUGUUCGGACGUCUUUUGAAAACAAAACGGCGAAUCUAUCAGGAAGAAAAGGGUAAAUCAUCAAUUUCCAAUAACACCGGCAGGGGGACUAUGCAUUUUUCCACCCUUAACAUUGAGUUUCAUCUUACUAAAUUGGCUGUAAAGACACUUGUGGCGAACGACAGUAACGCGAAUAUUUUAUGGCCCUUCCAGCACCCGCAUGAACUAUCGGACAAUGAAAAGGAUUUGACAGAUUCGGGAGUGAAAUACGGAUUAGUUCUGCGCAGCAAAUGUGAAGAGACAUCUUACGUCCAAUUCGUUCAUCGCACCUACGCCGAGUACUUGUUCGCUCGCUAUUUGUAUCAAGAAAUGGACAUCAACAACGUCGCCAAUUACCGGCUGUUUGAUGAGAAACCUAUAUGCGACUUGGUCAUUAAUGAAAUUUUAAUUCAAGACAAUUAUCACGGAGUAAGGGUAUUUUUGAAUUCCAUGCUGACGAAGACAGAAAACGAUCAAAGAACAAAUCCAACAGAUCUAUUGAAAAAAUUUGCUACACAUUUAGCUAAGCACAUCCAUCUGACCCGACGUUAUAGAAUUCAUCCCCAUGGCAACACUUUAAUUGUUGCCCUCCAAACUGAACACCUGUUUCAUUUUUUACUCGAUUGUCUCGAUGGAACGUUAGACGAAUCUGAGGCGAAGCGAGUCGUCACGUUUGCAUUCGAAGAACCAUUUGACUUUUCUAUUUUCUUACAUCUGGGCGAAAAGCCACGCUACCUUUCUGAUUUUUGUAAAUUGUUCCAUUCAGUCAAGGGCAAUGAUAAAGUACUUAAAAGAAUUCUUUCUUAUUACGGCGACGCAGACGUCGUUGACGGGAAGCGUAUCGUCAAACAAUUGUACCAAAAUCUCUUUGUUUCAAGAAUUUUCUCUUCAAACUAUGUCUAUUUACGGAACAACGAUAAGGCAAAACACGUCCUGAAUACGACGUUGGACUUUGUGGAAAACCACACGUUACAUUUAAAACUUGCUUUGGAUUUAGAACAACCACCAUUCGGACCACUGGACAUGUCGGUUAUAUUACUUCAUUUUUACAUCUUUAAUGAAGAUGACAGCAACGUCCUAGUCAAAUUCUUACGCAUCCUAUCUUCCAUCUACUCCGAAGACAACAACUUUACUGAACUAAUAAAAUGUACAUUAAAUAUGCAAGCCAACAACGAAGAUAAAGUGAACUACCCACCCAGUAAUGGAAUAGAAACAACCCUAAAAAUUUUACGAGAACUGUCACGACCAACAGUGAUGCAAGGUUUAUGUCAUUUGGCACUUGUCACUAAUUUAUUCGAAAAAUAUUACUUACCGGAUCAAGAUUCACUGGUGGAUCCUCCUCCUCGAAUGACUGCACUCCACUGGGCAGCGUUCAAUGGCGACUUGGAAACGAUUGAAAGUAUGGGCCACGAAACGUGCAACGCAGAUGACGGUUUCACGCCCUUCUACGUAGCAGCCGCUCGUCAUCAAGAAGAAUUCUGUAACAAAAUAUUAUCUUUAUUAAAAACAAGAUGGAACGCGACAGAUAAUGAAUUACGAAAACACCUGACCAACGAUAAAGGAUUCGUAUUUACGGCCAUGUGGGAUGCAGUUUGCUUUGAAAAUGUCAAAAUGUUUCAGGUGAUCCUUAAAUCCGUCAAACAAGCCUUAGGGCGAAAUUACCUUAUGGAUUUGUUGAAAUCAAAAAAGGCCAUAGAAUCGUUUGCAAGUCAGGUAUAUGAUGGGCAAGACACUCUCCUCUUGGCUCUGAAGACAGGCAUAGACCGCAAACUGUUAUUCAAAACCAUAGCCAAAGUUAUGCUCGAGGACGGCAGUCAAGUGGGAUACACUAAUUUAAACGAUUUAGUCUUCCAAAGCAAAGAAACAGUCAAAACGGUGAACUAUAUCGUAGAAGAAACACUUCAUGGAAUGAUGAACGUGAAUGGGCAGGAAAUGUGGAGACAACGCUUUAUGAACUGCGACCGCCAUUGGGGUUUUACUUUGCUAUCAUCACACGAAUGGUGGAACUUGACGCUCCGGAUUAGAUCAUUGCAGACAAGUCUGUGACUGUUAUAGUUAGUGUUUUUUUGUAGUUGACUCCAUCAAUACACUUCAGUAAAAUCUA